GUUUAAAUAUUUUGAUAACUUAAAUCUAGUUUAGAACAAAAAUCUGAAACUUCAUAACCUCGUAAAAUUUAAAACCAGAUGCCAAGGAGCAUUUUAUAAAGUAACCGCGGAAUCUUUUUAACUCAGUUUCCAAACUUAGGUUUUUACGUCCCUUCGCUUCUUAGAUAUAAGCGACUUUGAACCGUUUAUUUUAUCUAUUAAUAAGUUAAUCCUCAUUCAGUAUAUUAUUUAUUUUGUUAAAGACUCGGAUAAUUUCUUACCCGAAAUCUUUUAAUUUUCCCGACCUUCUCGAAGGCUCCCUCACCCAAAGCAGCUCCUACCCCCAUUCCCCUCCUUUCAACAAUGAAUCAAAUUUUUACGUACCCAAGUCUAUCAUGAGUAAAAAAUUUGAAGAAUUUUUUGAUUUAGAAUACAACCCAAGCCUUGAUUAUAUUGGCUCUGGCUCCAAAAUAUCUUCUCAUUUCAAACAACAAGUUGUAAAAAAUCCUACCAAGAUUAUAUAUAAUAAUAACAGUUAUAAAUAUCCCCGGAGCAGCCUUAAUCCUGAUGAUCACGAGUUCAAAUCAAUUGACAACCAAUUUUUUUAUCUUGAAAACCAAAGCUUAUUUAUUAGUACUGAAAAUACACCUCAAAGUUUUAACCUUAGCUUGAGUCCAUAUUCACACCAAAACGGCCUUAUUUACCAUCAAAGUAACUUUAGCUCCAAUUAAAAAGGUCAAAAAUACGAUAUUUCUAAAAAUAAAAAUUAUGACCACCAGUUAAAUCACCUGGUAAACUUUAAAAAAGAUGGUUCGCGUACUCACAACGAACUUCGGUUAGCUAAUCUCAUAACAGGUUGAGCGAAUUGAAAUGCAAAAGGUAGCCUACCCUAGCCAUUUACGAAAAUCAUGAUGAUGCUAUAAGCACCUACGAUUCUAAAUCUUCACAAAUUUUGGAGGAAAAAGGCAACCUAAAUGGCGGGGUUAGUCUCGAUAUGAAAGACCAAAAGAUAUCCAAACCCAACAAGAUAUUUAUACCAGAAAGGCUUUGCGAUGAUCUUUCAAACGAAGUGACUGGUACUGAUUGUAAUCUCGAUUCUCUGAACACAGGUACACACUUCGAUUCCUUAUUUUCCCUUGAAAUAUCCGAUAAUCAUGAGAUCGAUUACGCAUAUCAAUGGGAACAGCAACAACAAACGGAACAUAAUGAAAAGAUCAAAAAAGCUAUCAAAAAAGAAUACCUUAGAAAUUUGUUAUCGAAUUACAACAUGCAAGAUAUGAUUUAUUAUGAACAAGGCCAGAUAAUAAACUCUUCCGAUCCAUGUUCUCCUUCCCGUCUAUCCUUGUUAACCGAAAAAAACCGCAAAAAACUCAGAGAUAAUUUGAAGGAAGAAAAAAUGAGGCGAGAAAAAUUGCUGUCCCUCAAUGAAAUGCUGGCUAAAGAAGUGGCCACCAAGACUAGGCAUAUGAUGAAAAUGACAAAAUUUUAAGAUUAAAUAAAUAUAUAUAAUGACCCCCCCCCUCCUCAUUUCCUUAAUUUAUUGUUAUAUUGAUAUUAUCAUCAUAAUAUCUUCAAAAAUAGAUGUAGAGAUAUUCUGUUAACUUGGCCUACUAACAAUUUAUAUUUGGUACAAAAUUUAAAAUAAAAUCUAUUCUUUAAUUUAAUUAUCUAUUUCUUAAUGUUAAAUAAAUCGAUGGAGACUAUAUCUCUCUUAAUGUUAAAUUUUAAGAAAAUUUUUUGUACAUAACGGGAUUCGAACCCAUGACUUAACGUUUUAAAAGCAAACGUUCUUCCCACUCAGCCACCUUCUAUAUUAAAUUUUGUAAUAUAAUCCUUCUUAUAUAUGUUAUUGUUAUGCAAUUUUAU
Messenger RNA from Gordionus sp. m RMFG-2023, 1845 nucleotides. RefSeq lists its product as uncharacterized. Bases 974 to 1468 code for a protein of 164 amino acids. The record is from RefSeq and is a predicted model, not a curated record. Lineage: Eukaryota; Metazoa; Nematomorpha; Gordioida; Chordodea; Parachordodidae. The transcript is spliced from 3 exons.